Messenger RNA from Neurospora tetrasperma FGSC 2508, 429 nucleotides. RefSeq lists its product as uncharacterized. The record is from RefSeq and is a predicted model, not a curated record. Lineage: Eukaryota; Fungi; Ascomycota; Sordariomycetes; Sordariales; Sordariaceae. The transcript has a single exon. Bases 1 to 429 code for a protein of 142 amino acids.
AUGUCGUCACUCCUCUCAUCUGGCUACGCCCCUUUUCUCGAUUCCGUCACUCUCCAACAACAAACCCCGGAAAAACAUACCCCGAACUCCAGCACAGGGGGUAACCUCCAUCUCCCCCCCCCCCCUGAACACGAACAAUCCAAGAAACAACGUCCCUCCGACCGCUGGAAAUCCUACGAUGACUGGAAAGACAACGGCCCAAUGCGCAAUCAUCUUGAGCGCUUCAUGUCCUCCAUAAACAAAGAUGGCCUGAAAUCCCACGUUGAACAACUGCUGCACUCACCCGUCAGGCUCUCCGACCGCUUUCCCGCCGGGCAGCACUGGUGCUGCUUCGAGUUUUCUACAUCUGACGAGCGACGCUCUGUUAUUGCCCGCGUGCGCCUGCCCAAACAUCCAGGUUGGAGGCAGAAGACAGACCAUUGCCAGUGA